UUUAUACAAACAUUGAGACACCAGAAGACUAUACCCACCCAUGCUACUUCAAAGAAACUUACAUGGAGAUAUACAAGGAGGUACUUCCUCCCAUGCCUGGCCAGUCAGAAUGGGCUGAGACUGGACAGCCUGCUCCCCUGGCACCUCACAUAUACAAACCACCAGGCAGACCACCCAAGCAAAGAAGGAGGGCUUCUGAUGAGCCUAGGAACCCUUACAAAGCAAGUAGACAGAAUAGACCUGUAAGAUGUGGGAAAUGCAAAAAGGAAGGGCAUAACUCAAGAGGGUGCAAGGCUGGCAUCACUGGGGAGACACCAUGGCAGAGGAGACAGAGACUUCAAAGAGAAAAAGCUGCAAGGGAAGGGGUGCCUGCACCUAGAUCUGCACCUCAGCCUGCACCUCAGCCUGCACCUCAGCCACCAUCCCAGCAGCCUACACAGACCUACAACAUGAUGUCUGCCACUCAGCCUUCAUCCUCACAGCAAGGAAAUCAACCUAGGCCAUCUCACAAGAGAGCAGGAUGGUUCUCUUCCUCACAACCAGAGUUUCACACACCUAGGGAGACCUGGGAUACCUUACCAAGUUCUUCACAGGUAACUUAG
This is a messenger RNA of Quercus robur (English oak), 602 nucleotides long. RefSeq lists its product as uncharacterized. Lineage: Eukaryota; Viridiplantae; Streptophyta; Magnoliopsida; Fagales; Fagaceae. The record is from RefSeq and is a predicted model, not a curated record. The transcript has 2 exons. Bases 63 to 602 code for a protein of 179 amino acids.